UUACGAAAUAGUGUGAAAUUCCUAACAAGGGUCUUAGCGAUGACAUCGUGUGCCGAUGAAUGCACGAGAAUGAUGGUCGUAUGACACAUAUCUUUGGAAUACCACCAAUAGUAUUUCGUGCCGUCUAUCGCACAAAACUAUCGAUAUUUCUUUUAAGUUACUCUACCCUGUGCAUCGAUGAAAUAUGCAAGAAAUAUACAUCGCUAAUUAAAAAUUCUUGAAUUUUGUUAUUUUCGCGUAAAACAAAAAAUAAAUGUUGAUAGUGUCAUAGUAAUCAUAUUGAAUAAUUAAAUAAUGGAACGAAACAUGCAAAAGCAGCUGUACGGAAUUGCGCGCGAGUCAUCGCCAGGAUUCCGCCGAAUUAAUACGCCGGUGGCAGACAGCACGCGAAAAUCAUUUUUUGGCGGCAACUCGAGCUGCUUGAAGAAGACGGCGCUGAGCAACAGCCGGCUAAGUUUGUCUGUGCGAUCCACCCAGUCGAUACCCGGCAUCCAGUCGGACUAUAAUGUUGUGGAGAGCUUUGGCUUCCCACUGCCCGUCGUUGUGAACGAGGCCCUGACGUUUGUGGGAUCUGCUGCCGGAACCGUGUCUGCGAAGGUUGCCCAGAAUGGUUGGGCUUGGGUUGUGCACGGCCGCCGACUCCUAAUCUGGCAGUACAAAGAGUCAUCCAAGUCGGGCUCUUCGCCCCGCACUGCCAAGCAUCCACGACGGGGUGCUGGGCUGUCGCAAUGCCGCGAGCUGCAGCUGCCCUACUCCGACUUGGGGUACAAGAGCGACCUGAUUAGUGUAUUCCAGACAGAUGGCCAGCAAAUGGCCUCCUGCAUAGCCGUCUCUGCCACCGGAGAUGUGCGCUAUUGGUCAUCCAUAGCCCAUGACGGGAACAAUGUGAAUCUGCCGAUCUUGGCCGGCCAGGACUUUGUUCAGCUCAUCAAUCUGCCUGCGCAACAGGGCUACCUGGCUGUGACCACGACCUGCAAUUUGGUAUUUCUCCGCGUGGGCCUCACCAAUGGCCGAUACACGUUGCACCACAAGACCAUUAAGCCGGCCACCAGUUUGCUUGGUGGAUUUGGCAAGAAAUUAUCCUCCAUGCUGAUUGGAAUGAAUACGGGUGGCGACAAGGAUCCGCUCUUGGUUGGCAUGUGCUGUGAGAGAAAUUCUCCUGAAGGUGAAACGGUUGUGGCUGUGCUCUCGGAUCGUUCCAUCCAGCGCUGGAGUCUGUCGAACAAGGGGAAUACAGAAAGUUUAAUCUACGAGGAUGCAGAGGUGGUGCGCAGGAUUCGCGAAGAGUUUAAGCAAAAGGUCUGGAAUAUCCGAGCGCCCACAGACAACGUGGAACUCGAGUUGCAACUGCUCGACUUUCAUAUCGUUGACGAGAAGGCCUACAUAUUGGCUGGAGCUGUGAACGCUGCUCACGCGCCACAGAUGUGCUAUGCCGUUGCUGUGGCCAGUGCUCAAGCGGACAGCAUGCUGCUGGAGUCAUUCACGCCACUGAAGUUCAAUAAAUUCUACAACGCCAAGACCAAAGAGGAAUGCGUCAGCCUUCGCUUCAUUAUUGGCAGCAGCCACAUCUACCUCUACACCCCGAAGGUGGUUUAUCCUUUGCUCUUGUCCAACGCCGUACCCACAGCCGAACUUGAGGCGGAGAAGAUUGAGUUCCAUCUGCACGACGAUCGAAUCCUAUGCGCCGCCGUCUGCAGUCGCCUGCCGCUGUUCUUUAGCCGCACCCACGGCCUGGUUUCCAUCACGCCCGGCGACUUUGAUUCCAACGAGCUGCAUAAUAUGAGCACCUGCAACACGCCCGAUCUGUUUGCACCAGCUUCGUUCAAUGCUUCGUUCAAUGCGCCCGAUCAGUCCGCCAUGACUGCCAGCAGCAAUAAUCUGCAUGUAUUCGAGCUGGAUCCCGAGGAGCUGUACAGUGAUUUGAGCGACGAAGUGGGCCAGCUAAAGGCUGCCUUCGUGUACCACCUAAAGCGUAAUAACAACAUGGUGAAGACCAUUGUCGGGGAGCUUCUGCGCGCUGUCAAUGAGCCCGAUCCAAGCGGUGCACCCCUCGAUGCCUACAAGUUGGAUAGAAUUGUCAUCACAAUUGCCGAGGACUUGGCCGAGGAUCUACCCAUUGCCGAUCCACGCUGGGAAGAGGCGUUGGGCGAUCACGAGGGCAAUCGUCAUGCGUUGGGCAGCUCGCGCUCCAUGCAAAUCAUCCAUCAGCUGCGUGACAAAAUCCUUGCCUUCCAGCAUUUUGUUUCGUUUCUCCAUGCCAGCGGCAUCUGGGAAAAGCUCAAUGCCAUACCCUGCGGCAGUAAUGUGCUGAAGCCGACCAGUUUUAUUCUGUCCGAUAUCAGCGAGAAGAUAGUGGCUGCCAUGGCACUGCGCUCCCUGCAGGCCAAACUGCCGAAAAUCAUCGAAAAUGCCAUCGAUGCCACUGUUGCCAUGUGGGAUGAGAAGCCCAACGGCAGCCUGACCACCCAGGAUAUAUUCUAUGUGAAACUGUGCAAAUUCCAGUCCGUAUUCGAGGCCCUGGCAGACUUGGCUGACAAUCAGAUUUCAGCACAGAUUCAAACCACUGUGACGGUGGCCCAAUUCCUCAAUGACAUCAAUUCCAUUGUCCUGGAUACGCUGGGCCAGGUGUUUAUGCAUCGUGAACAGCAGGGGAGCAAUUAUACACGACACAACGACAGACUAGCCGCCUGCGAGAACCUUCCCUGGACGGCAAUGUCGGGCAGUGCUGGCGUUCGGGACACACUCAACCGCCUCAUAGACCUCAGCCUGCGCUAUGGCGCCCAGUGCGUCAGUGAGACGGAGGUAAAGCAGAAGCUGUACCAGCAAAUCUACGAGAUGGUGGACUUGGUGCUGGAGGGGCGCAAGAGCUACUUGGAUAGUGUGCGGGGCUCCGAGAAGGCCAAUGUAUUGCAGCAGCAGUUCGAGGCACAGCGCAGUGAACUCAUCUCAGUACUGAUCAAGGAUCGCAAGUACGAAUACGCCGCUAAGUUGGCCGAAAAGUAUCUGGACUUUCAGAGUCUGGUGAUAAUAUGCGACGAGACGAAAGACAAGAACCGUUUGGAUGAUUACACGCGCAAAUACGAGGAGUUUGAAUUCUCGAAGUUUGCCAUUAGCUGGCAUCUGCGGCAGCAACGGCAUGGCGAGGUAUUCGAGCGCUUCAAGGGCAACCAGCUGGCGUUGGCUCAGUUCAUGCGCGACCAUCCAUCGCUGGGCUGGAUUCAGCUGAUAUUCAACGGCGACUACGAGCGGGCAGCGAAGGUGCUGUACGAGCUGGCGCAAAACGAGAAGGAGAUUGUGGCGCGCAAAAAGUCGAUGUUGUCUCUGUCCAAACUGGCUGCUUUUGCGGCGCCCGACUCUGACCUGACGGCCCAGGUGGAGAAGAUUAAUGCUGAUCUAACGCUCAUCGAGUAUCAGUCGCAGUUGAGCCAUGACGUGCUGCAAAACUUUGGCCUCGACCCAGUUGAACAGAAGGUGCUCAAAGCAGAGGAUAUAAUCGAUCUGUAUAUCGCCGAGGAAAAUGAGAGUGCCACCGAAGUGGAGUUUGGCAAGGCCUUGGAGCUUCUGAGCUUUGUGGAGCAGCCCUACGAUCUGCGCCACAAGAUCUGGUGUGCGGCCAUACGCCGCGACAACUGGAUAGACUAUGACCCCAAUAAUGCCGUGGAGUACAUGCAGAAGCUAAUGUUCUUCAAAAUCAUUGAAAUUUCAGAGCUGAUGGGCCAGGAGAACGACAAUUUUCUGCCGCCCAUGGAAGAGUUCCUGGAGAGCACUGAACUGGACGAUAUGCCGCAGAACAAGUCGUUCCAGUAUCUGCUGAAACUGACCUACGAGUAUGUGGCCGAUAUGUUCAAACAGCCAGACGACAUGGAAGUCUAAUUGUCUGUUGCCUACCCCCAAGCAUUUACAUUUAUUAAAGUUUACGUUAAGAGUUCAA
This is a messenger RNA of Drosophila obscura, 3931 nucleotides long. RefSeq names its product nuclear pore complex protein Nup133 (gene Nup133). Gene Ontology annotation, molecular function: structural constituent of nuclear pore; protein binding. Lineage: Eukaryota; Metazoa; Arthropoda; Insecta; Diptera; Drosophilidae. Gene Ontology annotation, biological process: transcription-dependent tethering of RNA polymerase II gene DNA at nuclear periphery; poly(A)+ mRNA export from nucleus; protein import into nucleus. The transcript has 9 exons. Gene Ontology annotation, cellular component: nuclear pore outer ring. The coding region runs from base 295 to 3873 and encodes 1192 amino acids. The record is from RefSeq and is a predicted model, not a curated record.